This is a messenger RNA of Lodderomyces theae, 930 nucleotides long. RefSeq names its product putative ADP-ribose 1''-phosphate phosphatase. Bases 1 to 930 code for a protein of 309 amino acids. The record is from RefSeq and is a predicted model, not a curated record. NCBI's taxonomy places the organism in Eukaryota, Fungi, Ascomycota, Pichiomycetes, Serinales, Debaryomycetaceae. The transcript is spliced from 2 exons.
AUGCGUCAAGUGCUUCAUAAAGCAGGGCAACUGCAGCACUACAACUUGUCGCUCAAACCAACUACAAUCACAGCAACACCAGCAACGGCAUCAACGUCACCUAAUGAAUUUGAGUUUUAUGCCUCAACCAUUGAAGAUUUUGUGUCCAACCAUCAACUUAGUGGCAACACAUCUACUGUGUCGCCAGGUAACUCGCUUGGAUACAUGGGAGGAGGAUACGACAAGCAUUUGCUACAAAGCAUGCUUCUUGGAACUGACAUAACCGAUUACAAAGUAGUUGAGCAUUUGAUACAGGAUGCCAGGUUACGACAAGGUAAUGGCUAUAUGAUACCUAACCACAUAUACCGAACUGAUUUACUCCAAUUACCCAUAUAUCAAGGUUACAAUUAUCGAGACUCACUAAUUUACAAGAAUUUAGGAGUUGAAGAAUUGAUCCAGAUCCCAACAAUGAUGGUUCCAGAGAAAAUACAUUCAGUGAGACAUUUGUUUGAUUCUAUAUGGAGUUUGCUAUCACAUAUACAGGGAUAUGGUAUGACUAGCGGGGAGGAGACCGAAAACAAUAGCAGCUCAAAUGGAAAAGAUAGUGGAAAAUUACGACAAAUUCAAAAUUUAAUCAUUCCAGGUGUAGGUACAGGAUACGGUCAUUUAAAUGAGUUUGAGCUGACUAAGAUCAUGAUAUUCGCCAUGUUUGUAUUCCACUUGGACCUCAAAAGUAGCACUAAAAGCAACGGCUAUGUUUCUUCACGUCUUGACCAAUUGAAGAAAUCAAUGUUAAUCUUGUUUUUUUUCAAUAAAGAUUAUCGAUUAUUUCAAAACGAAAUAGAUGUGCUGGAGAUGGAAAGUUUGAUCAGCGAUUACGGCAAAAAUGUUGAGUUGAAGCUGGACUCCAUAAUGGAGUUGGAUGAAGUUUUCCAAUGUGUCAAGUUGUGA